Messenger RNA from Aspergillus thermomutatus, 1119 nucleotides. RefSeq lists its product as uncharacterized. Lineage: Eukaryota; Fungi; Ascomycota; Eurotiomycetes; Eurotiales; Aspergillaceae. The transcript has a single exon. The record is from RefSeq and is a predicted model, not a curated record. The coding region runs from base 1 to 1119 and encodes 372 amino acids.
AUGAUGGGUCGACGUUUGCAGGUUGAGGACCACUUAAGACAUUUUAGCCAUCAUCCUCUCGACGAUGACGAACUCGCACUUGUCACGGAUGCAAUACACCCCAGCCGAAUUCAACAGGCCAUUGUUCUGUCGGGAAGCCAUAGGGCAGCCUUUCUCUGCGAGAAGGGAAAGCUAUUCAUCCUCCUCGCACAGGACGGGAAUGGCCAAGCUUCCACGCGAUUGAGAUCCAUUCCAGGAAGACAAAUCUCACAUAUUGCUGUGCGAAGUGCGCGCAUGCAUAACCCAGCUCUCAUCUCAGGGGCAGUUGCCCUCGUCCUCGAAAGUGAUCCUCGCACAGUUGUUUCCUUCGACUCAUGGCGGCCGAUGAUUGCCUGGUUGGCAGACAAAGAGACCAAGCACAACCCCACUCAUUCGGUGACAUUCGCAGCUCCUAUCGUCAAGCUUACCAGUAAAUUUGCUGCGCUAGAUGAGGCUGGUACUGUGCAUGUAUGGGGCGAAAAGAAAACUGUCCAACCCCCCGAUCCACCGGAUGAAGAUGAGGCAUUCCAAGAGGCAUGGAAUCGCCAUGUCCUUUUUGAUGAUCCAAUCCAACAAUGGCCGUCUCGUCUACCGGAAGUGCUCGAUUACACGCCUCGGAGCUUGCCACUACCGCCUAUCAAGAAGCUGGCAACAGGCGGAUGUUACAAUGUUGGUGUCUCUCGCUCGGGACAGCUGUUCGUCUGGGGUUACAGAUCGGACAAAUGGCCCGAAAUUGCAGCUGUUAAUCAGAUGAGCGGCGUUGAGUUCAAGGAAGCUGUCAUUAUGACUGAUACUGGCAGACGCCUCCCGAUCGUCGAUGCAGCUGCGGGACGGGCACAUGUUGUAGCUUUGGCGGCGGAUGGGUCCCUUUGGUCCGCGGGUGAUGGGCUCAAUGGGCAACUGGGCAUAGGCACCAGGCAGUUUGGACUAUGUACGGGAAAUAGGACUACUGACAUUGCGGCCAAUGACACUGGCGAGGAGUUUGCCGUGUAUUGGCAAAAGGUUGACACCGCGGGAAUAUUGGGCGACGGAGGGAGACGCGAGGCGGUUUUCUGUGAGGGAGAUCAUACAUUGAUUGUAGUAAGGAACAAUACAGCGUAG